CUGCACCCAAAAGAGCCGAUACUGCUACAUUUUUUAAAACCAGCAUGCCUGAAGGAAAGACGGCCUCCACAUUCCCACAGUCAUUCACUCCAACGCAGAGGCUCGCUGCUUCACAGAGGCCUUUAGCCAUUCAAGCUCCAGCAUUGCCUAUCCUGUUGCCUUACAGACCUCAUGGCAGUAAGGAGCUGUUCUAUGUACCUCAGACAGAGACCCAGAUGACCCCUGACCGGUCAGAUACUACUAUGGAGAGCUCUCACCCAGGCUCGGACGACGCUGUGCCCCCACACUUCAGCAGCGAGGUCCUGGGGAACCAAGAUCCUGGGCUGGACCGCGGGGUCACCGUCAAACACACAGAGGGCAUCUACAGCAAAAGGCGGAAGACAGCCAGCUUCAAAAUGCAGACACCUGGGCACAGAGGUAACACUGUGUCAGUGGAUGAAAGCUGUCAAACAAGCAUGAUUCAAACUCCACAGCGUUUCUCUCAGGAUCCUUUUAAUUUAACUAAGGUGCCUUUGUCAAGUGACCAAGCUCCGUCUGGCUCUAAGAGAGAUCAGGGGACCAGCCCAGUUCAGUUUCUCAGUUGCAACCAAUCAGACGAGAGCGGCGUGGAGUUUCAACCAAUAAAUAUGGAGAUAGAUUACAGCAUGGCCAGCCAAUCCCAGAAUGCCCACCUGGACCAGAGCCGUGUCUCCCAAACAGGAAUGGUGGGGCAACAAGAAAGCCGGUACCGUGACCUUGGUCAGCCUGCCACCCAGCAAAAUGGUGGCAAUCUCGACCAACUGUGGCGAAGGUUUAGUGAGAGGUGGCGCCUAGAGGAAUCCCACUGGACCAAUGAGAAAGAGGCAUCGCUGCUGGAGCGGCUAGAACGCCUGUCCCGUCUUAUUCACAAUACAACAGGGGCAACACGGUUAUUAGAGCCAGAAGAUGGAGAUGGUCCUAGAAAGACAGGAGUGGGUGUAGAAAGAAUAGAGAACAUUGAAAAGUCAGCGAGGAGUGGAGAGACAAGAAGGAAAGCUGAUGGCAAGUUGAGAGGAGACAGAAAGGUUGACGUUAAACCCACGGCUCCUCGCCGGGCCUGGGUGCAGGAGACGCAGGCAGAGGAGAUCUUUGACCCUGCAGAGGAGGAGAGCUCUGCCUCCCUCAGCUCAAGUGCCUCCCACAGCCCGUCCACGAGUCGGCACCUCUGUCCUGCCGAGAGAGACGAGUCGGAGACCGCCUCCACCAUGUGCAGCUCCACAUCCACAGUGGACACAGCCCGGCUGAUUCAGGCUUUUGGUGUCCACAGGGUGCGGUGCCUGACGUCGAGCUCCAGCCUCACUAAACUCUAUAGUGAUAUCGACAAGCAGAGAGAGGGGAGAGACCUGGGGAAACAGAGAGGGAAAGCUAAAGACUUGCCUCCAGUCAUCACCCAAUUGGAGACCACCACCACAGAUGAAUCCGUUGUUACUGCUGAUUGUGCAUCGUCAGCCAGCACCCACUCCUCGCACCAUGGCCCCUCUCAGUCUCUGGCAGCUAAGAGGGUUGUUAAACUGGCCAACAAGGGCAUCCAGGCAGGUGAUUUGGAGAUUGUUAACAACGGGACACGACGGCACACCCGCGAUGUUGGGACCAUUUUCCCUUCCCCCGGUGACAUCAGAGGGACUGUGUGGGUUUCGUUACCCUCCUCCAGCAUAGAGAGGGGCCCCUCUAAAACUCAAGUCUUCCUAAAGGACAGGAGGACAAAAAGAGACCAAGCGAAACACCACCCUCAAGGUGUUUCUUGGUUCAUCCCUGUUGAGCUAAGAGCAGAGGGGAGGAAGGAGAACAAGCCGGACCAAGAGGAGGAAGAGGAGUUGGAUAGGAGGCCUGGUUCCACCUGGUUUGAGUCCUAUAAUAGAACUCAUCCCUGGAGAGAACCCCUCAGACAGAGACACAUUCAGGAAGUCAGAGACAGACCGCUCAACGUCAUCCACGCUGAAUCUGACGUGGAGUCCAGAGGCAAAACAGUAUCUUCUGGUCUGGUCCGCUUCUCGCUGCAGGAGGUGCUGGAGAUGCGUCGGCCCGAGUUCAUCUCUCACUCUAGGGAGAGGAUGAAGCGUCUGGCCUUGCAGACGGAGGAGAGGAGGUUGCAGGCUAUCUUCAGCAGAGAGCGAGAUCCUCUUUUCAGCCAGCCCGGGGGUACAGGGAGGCUGCCCAAGCUUGCAGGCAGAACAGAGUAUAGGAGGGCUGUCCCCAGAAAGGAGAUGAUCCAGAGGUCCAAACAGAUUUAUGAGAACCUGCCUGAGGUGCAAAGAAGGAGGGAGGAAGAAAGACGGAAAGUAGAGUAUCGCUCGUACAGGCUCAAUGCCCAACUCUACAAUAAGAAAAUCACCAACUAUGUCCUUGGCAGACGAACACCGUGGCAGUGAGUCCAGCGAAGCUCUGUACUGUAAUGGAGAUCAGUGCUGUGAAAACUGCUUUUAGAAAUGCAGAUCAGAACUACCUAACUUAACUUAACAUGUCAAGCUAAUUUUUAUUUAUGUGCUAAGACGUUGUCUUGUGUUUUAAGGAGGUAGCGUAGCGGUCUGUUCCGUUGCCUACCAACACGGGGGAUCGCCGGAUCAAAUCCCCGUAUUACCUCCGGCUUGGUCAGGCGUCCCUACAGACACAAUUGGCCGUGUCUGCUGGUGGGAAGCCAGAUGUGGGGGUGUGUCCUGGGCGCUGCACUAGCGCCUCCUCUGGUCGGUCGGGGCUCCUGUUCGGGGAGGGAGGGAGAACUGGAGGGAAUAGCGUGAUCCUACCACGUGCUACGUCCCCCUGGUGAAACCCUUCACUGUCAGGUGAAAAGAGGCGGCUGGCGACUCCACAUGUAUCAGAGGAGGCAUGUGGUCGUCUGCAGCCCUUCCUGAUCGGCAGAGGGGGUGGAGCAGCAACUGGGACAGCUCGGAAGAGUGGAGUAAUUGGCCAAGUACAAUUGGGGAGAAAAAGCGGGGGGGGGGAAAUCCAAAAACAAAAGAUUAUGUGCCGCAAAACAGUGUGGGAAAGAUUUCCUAAGGGUUUUAUUAGGUUAUAGUAUGGACCUAUGAAAUGUG
Messenger RNA from Lampris incognitus (smalleye Pacific opah), 3050 nucleotides. RefSeq names its product ALMS1 centrosome and basal body associated protein (gene alms1). Gene Ontology annotation, cellular component: cytosol; centriole; centrosome. Lineage: Eukaryota; Metazoa; Chordata; Actinopteri; Lampriformes; Lampridae. The transcript is spliced from 11 exons. The record is from RefSeq and is a predicted model, not a curated record. Gene Ontology annotation, biological process: regulation of centriole replication. Bases 45 to 2387 code for a protein of 780 amino acids.